Molecule: messenger RNA, 999 nt
Organism: Pelobates cultripes (western spadefoot toad)
Lineage: Eukaryota; Metazoa; Chordata; Amphibia; Anura; Pelobatidae
Source: the annotation of a GenBank genome assembly
AUGGCCAGUAACGAUGUUAUACACAUAGCUAAGACCAGUAACGAUGGUAUACACAUAGCUAUGGCCAUUAAUGAUGGGAAACACAUAGUUAUGGCCAGUAACGAUGGUAUACACAUAGCUAUGGCCAGUAACGAUGGUAUACACAUAGCUAAGACCAGUAACGAUGUUAUACACAUAGCUAAGGCCAGUAACGAUGUUAUACACAUAGCUAUGGCCAGUAACGAUGUUAUACACAUAGCUAUGGCCAGUUACGAUGGUAUACACAUAGCUAAGGCCAGUAACGAUGGUAUACACAUAGUUAUGGCCAGUAACGAUGUUAUACACAUAGCUAUGGCCAGUAACGAUGUUAUACACAUAGCUAAGACCAGUAACGAUGUUAUACACAUAGCUAUGGCCAUUAAUGAUGGGAAACACAUAGUUAUGGCCAGUAACGAUGGUAUACACAUAGCUAUGGCCAGUAACGAUGUUAUACACAUAGCUAUGGCCAGUUACGAUGUUAUACACAUAGCUAAGACCAGUAACGAUGGUAUACACAUAGCUAUGGCCAUUAAUGAUGGGAAACACAUAGUUAUGGCCAGUAACGAUGGUAUACACAUAGCUAUGGCCAGUAACGAUGUUAUACACAUAGCUAUGGCCAGUAACGAUGUUAUACACAUAGCUAAGACCAGUAACGAUGGUAUACACAUAGCAAUGGCCAUUAAUGAUGGGAAACACAUAGUUAUGGCCAGUAACGAUGGUAUACACAUAGCUAUGGCCAGUAACGAUGUUAUACACAUAGCUAAGACCAGUAACGAUGGUAUACACAUAGCUAUGGCCAGUAACGAUGUUAUACACAUAGCUAAGACCAGUAACAAUGGUAUACACAUAGCUAUGGCCAUUAAUGAUGGGAAACACAUAGUUAUGGCCAGUAACGAUGGUAUACACAUAGGUAUGGCCAGUAACGAUGUUAUACACAUAGCUAUGGCCAGUAACGAUUGUAGACACAUAGCUAUUGCCUGA